This is a messenger RNA of Lacerta agilis (Sand lizard), 3602 nucleotides long. Its product is annotated as myb-related transcription factor, partner of profilin-like. NCBI's taxonomy places the organism in Eukaryota, Metazoa, Chordata, Lepidosauria, Squamata, Lacertidae. Gene Ontology annotation, molecular function: DNA-binding transcription factor activity, RNA polymerase II-specific; RNA polymerase II cis-regulatory region sequence-specific DNA binding. Gene Ontology annotation, biological process: regulation of transcription by RNA polymerase II. The record is from RefSeq and is a predicted model, not a curated record. Gene Ontology annotation, cellular component: nucleus.
GCAAGCUGGGAGCGAAUGCACAAUUGGUCGUGUAUCUUGCUUGGAAUGGUUUUGGUGCUUCACAUUGAUUUCCUUUUACCAUUUGUGCUUUGUGGGAUAUUGAACUCAAGGAACAUGACAGAACGAAAGAGGAAGCCCAAGUUCUCCAGGGAGGAGCUGGACAUUCUGGUCACGGAAGUGACUCGGAACGAAGCCAGGCUGUUUGGAAGGGAGACGAUACGUCUAUCCCACGCAGACAGGGACAAGAUCUGGGAAAGUAUAGCCAGGAAAAUCACAUCGGUGAGCCAGGUCCCCAGGUCUGUGAAAGAUAUUAAGCACAGGUGGGACGACAUGAAGAGAAGGACCAAAGACAAACUGGCAUACAUGCAGAGGUCCCUCUCCAGUCCCAGCAGCCCGGGGAGGCCCUCGGCCAUUGUCCUGACCGCCCACGAGAGAGCCAUCGAGUCGACGCUGCAUUCGUCACGCCAGAUGCACGGCUUCCGGAGAGCGGAUCUGGACGUGGUUGACAGCCCAUCAACCAGCUCUGACGAAGAUGUGGAGGUGCCCGGCCCCUCGCGGCAACACCACUUUUCAUCACUGCAGAGGCACGCAGAAGAAGCUGACCUUCUCCCCAUACCUUCAUCGUACCUUCAUUCUUCUUCUCUGUCAGAUCACUCGGAUGUUAUUAACCAAAGGCAGGAAACGAGGCAGCCAAACCCAUGUUCCCAGUCCUCCUUUAGGCCCCCUCGGCCCUAUGCCCAAAGCCCACCCAUCUCUGGCUUUGACCGCCAGCUCUUUGACACCCACGUUGAACAGACGGAGCUCUUCAGGCAGUUCUGCCAAGAGCUGGUAACAAUCCACAGAGACAUGGCAAAUAACAUGCAUGUGAUCAGCCAGAGGAUGUCUGAUCUGACUGGGCAGGUCAGCCAGAUGUGCCAGACCUUGACCAAAAUCAAGGACGAGCUUCAGACUUUGAACAAGGUUCAGGUUCCCAGCACUAGCCAGGUGGCAGCACCAAUGAACCCUUCUGAACCCAAGGCAGGGAAUAGCCAAAGCCGUCCCAAACAGACGCCUCUUCCUCGGACGACUAGGUCACGGAAGAGAAAACACCACUUCUAGCUCCCUUCAUAUUAAACAGGAAAAGAGAAAAAAAAAAUCAUUAGCAUGACUAUUGGGGAAGAUCGGUGAGAGUUCCCUAUUAAGAUGAAUAUAAAUUAGGACAGUUUAGCAGUAGGCUUUGCUCUGUGCACUUGGAAGCGCAGCACCUUGCUUGCCCGCCCUGUAUUGGAAGCUGUGAACACCUUAAAUACACACAGGUGAAAUUUAAUGGCUGUCUUGCUCGAUGGAGUCAAGGUGCACAUAGAUUUGUUUCCUUAACCUUUUAUGCUCAGGAAACGUUACUUAGGCUUUGCAUUUAAAUAAUUGCACUUAAGGUAAAACAAUCUACAAAUAUAUUCUCUCCCCCCCCCCUUUACUUCUGCAAAUGCACUAUGUGGAUCUAAGAGCCGUAAACGGACCACAUUCUUUGCCAUAGUUAGCUAUUGUGGUUUGGGGUCUGAGUACUAAAGCUGGGUAGAUACUGACAAAAGGAGGGACCUGGAAAAAUAGGAAAAAACAAUGCCUGCUUCUGAAGCUUGCAAACCACCACCCAGAACACUGGACUUAUCAACUUUUUCUGUUGGGUAGCAAAAGCAGUUAUGGCAGGUGUCAGCCACUUCAGCCCUUUAAGAGGGGUUAACUAGCAGAAUUUGGUAAUAUUGCAGUCCAUAAAAAUAAGUGCAUUCUUUUGAAAGUAAGUUGCACUGAAAUCAGUUUGCUAAACCUGCUAGAAGCAUGUUUUGGAUAAGGUAAACCACUGGCCAGCGUGCUAAUUUUUUCUACUUGGUCAUGUCAGACUACAUCUUCAGUUCUUUAGGAUAUUAAUAAGAGUAGUGCAGUAAUCCCUCAUCUUAAAUGGGGAUCGCACCUAAAGCUAAAAUUGCAUAUAGGCAAAACACUGGGUGCAAUGAUGGGUAGAAUUGCCAAAGCUUUUUUCUCCUGGAUGCCCAUCCUGCUUUCCACCCAUAUAUGUCAAAGCUGAACGGACACAAGUUAAAUGUGCGCAAGUUGUGGACUUACUGUAUACCAAGCUGUACCUUAAAAAAAAAACAAGCUCACAAAUUUAACAAUUUGAGUUGAGGGAUGGCUUUUUCAGAAGCAACUAACUGGCACAUGCUCAAAUGCUGGCUUUGACACCAAUGUAAUUCUCCUGACAUCUUCAGAAUUGCUCUUUUGUUUGCAAACACAAUGCCGUCUUUUUAACCUCCGUGUCUUAUCACAGGCUUGCUGGUGCGUGUUCUCUUUAUACCAGCUUACUGCUUAACAGGAGCGCUGUGCAUGCAUUCAAAAGAACAUGUAAGGGCUUAAACUGGUGCAGCAGGUGUUACCCACUCCCACCCGUCCCCCAGACUUCCCACAUCGAAUGGUUUCCGAUCUUAAGGAGGUAUGCAAGUGUGUCCAGCCAAAUGCUCCCAAGUCUUCCUACCAAACACAGGAAAGAUGCAGAAGGAGAUGCGCCUGGUACGCACAGGAUGGGUGCGAAUGGCAUGUGCAUAGUUGCUUGCCCAGUUUAAACUUUCAUAUAAUUCUUUUGAAUCCAGGAAUAGGGAAAAUAGGAGAUGUAAGCUACUGCCUAUUUGAAUCAAGAUUACUGUCUACUUAGUUCUAAAUGUAGUCUAGCCUGGCCUGUUAGAACUCUGCUAUGGUUCUGGAACUGGAUGUUUUGAUCGUAUUCUCACACCUGCUUAUAGUACAUAAGCUAAAAUUGCAUGUGCACUGUACACUUUUCAUACCUGCAACUGCUCUUCUGCACCCUACGGAUGUCAAGAGUUGAGACACAAUCACCUUACAGUUAUAGCUGCAGUAGGCUACCUUCCACAAGGCCCUUCUGGCAGUGAGGGUAAAUUUAGGGUGCACACUUACCGGGGAAGGGAACCCUAAUGAACUCAAGAAGACUUCCUUCUGUGUAAACACACAUAGGAUUGUGCUGUGAAGGUUAAAGUGUGUUGGGGCAACCCCACCUCUACUUUUCCUGAGGCUACUUAAGACCAGUGUUCCCUGAGAGGAGGCAGAAGAGGAGAAGGCCAGGCCAGGGUGUUAAUUCCACCAGCUCCUGAAGUAGACCUGAGAUUAUUUUGCUUUGUAUUAAUAUCUUAACCCACAAACCUCCUUGGAUGCCUUGAUAGAAAGGCUUCAUAUAAAUUCAAUAAAUAAAAAUGAUGAAAAUAUGAUCAGACUGGUUUUUGAAAGCCUAUUUCAGAUGAAACGUCACUCAUCUGCAGUGUUGCCACCUAUUUGCAGGGAAUUUAAAAUCCAUUUGGCAUUAAAUGUGGAUCACUUUUUUUCGUGAAUUAACAAAGUUCAGCAUUUGUAUACUUUUGAGGCAGGCAUAGCACCAGUUUGUUGCAAGUUAAUGUGAAUGAAAUAAUGGUGCAGGGUCUGGCAGUGCCUGGUCCUCAGAGCUUUCCACCACCAACGUGGAUGGGUUUUGCUCUCCUCCAAAGCAAGUCUAGAUUGUAAGCUCCUUGGAGUAGAGACCUCUUUCUUUUGCUCCUCUUAACCCUAUAAAGGACCAUGUCCAUUGA